Messenger RNA from Scutellospora calospora, 1613 nucleotides. NCBI's taxonomy places the organism in Eukaryota, Fungi, Glomeromycota, Glomeromycetes, Diversisporales, Gigasporaceae. The record is from the annotation of a GenBank genome assembly.
UCAAUCGGUUACAGGGAGAAUCUUUUCGUGAAGAGUAUAUUACUACACCUCAAAUUCAAGUCGCUAAUAUACAAUGGAAUUAUAAUCAAACAAAUGAUGUAAUUAAAGUAGAAAUUUGGGAUGUGGUUGAUAAGGGUAUCAGUCCAACAAAUAUUAAUAAGAGAUCUACAACGUCUAAUUCCAUAUUGAAAAUCGACAAUUCACAAGGUAUCUUGACUAAACCACCAUCAUCCGGUUCUUUGCAUCAGUCACCGGAUCAACUUUCACUUGAUGCUGAAACUAUUGAUGUAUAUCGCAAUACACAUGGCUUGAUAUUAUUGUUUGAUAUGACCAAGAAUUGGACAUUCGAAUAUGCUGUUAAAGAAUUAAGAGCUAUUCCUAAAAAUAUGGCUGUAUUAUUACUGGGUAAUUUUAGCGAUCUUAGUUCGCAACGUGUGAUUUCUCAAUCACAAAUCUAUCAAGCGAUAGCGGACAUCAAUCGUGAACGAAUAUCAGAAUAUCCUUCGGCCAAUAUGGUUCGAGAUAUCCUUCGCCAGCAAUUGGCUGCAAAGACAAAAGAAUUAGCAAAACUUCUUGAUACACUGGACCUUGAUGAUAAUGUUUCUAGUUCAGUUAAAAGUCGACUAAAUGUUCCUAUGGACGUUGUUGGAAUAAAAGAACCAGAUUUAGGAAAGGACCGUUUGGAAGAAGAACAAAUGCAAUUAAAAAAUUUAUGGGAUAAAGAAUUUAAAGAAUUAUCCAAGAAAAAAGAACCAGUUGAAUCAUUAAGCUUACCUCUGGAACAACAAGUGAUACAGCCUUUAUCAGAUACUCUUUUGCAUAAACGUUCAAAGGCAAUUAUUCCUGAUACAACGAUAAUUGAUGAAUUCGAUGCAGGAGAUUUGGAAGAUGACUUUUUUGAUGACACACCCGAUCCGGUUGUGGUAUUACCUCCAGUCGUCCUACCUAAAAAUGAUGAAGUAGAAGAUAUGGAUUCGAAAAAUCCGAUGGUCACUAUCGAUGAAGAAGACCUUAUUGGUGUUGAAGGUUAUGAUGAUGUAGAAGAUGAUAAACCAAAUAAACCAAAUGUCCAUCAAAGUUUCAAUGAUGUUUGGAGACAUCGACAUAAUAGUGUAUCUUUGGCAAACCAAAUAAGCGAUAGCAGUGAUGAUGAUUUAACACAAGCGGCUAAACAUUUAAAUUUGUUGGAUCGGCGACCUUCAACCACAAAAAUUUAUAUUGAUAAAUCUAUGCGAGAAGAUUCGAAUUUGGAAGUUCAUGAUGAUUCAGUGGAUGAACAUGGGUCAUUUACAUAUUCAGGUCAUGGUUUAUCAAUUAACGAUCCAUAUAUAAAAUCUGAACAAAGAGAUUUGCAUCAUGGUUUUGAAGAAUCAUCUUUUGAUAUGGCAGGAUAUUCACCUAUUAGUUUCGGAACUCCUAGUGGAUAUGAAGAGAUUGGUGAAGGACAAGACAAUCCAUGGUUAGAAGGUGACACGUAUCAACCAGAACAUAAAGAUUUAGACGACAACACACCUCCAAUUACCCAAACACAAGCUAUACCUAAAGGAUACGAGUUCUUUAGUACCGCUGCUGAAAGUACACGUGGGUCGACUACAGAAUAUCAUCGUAGUUAG